This is a messenger RNA of Olea europaea var. sylvestris, 1232 nucleotides long. Its product is annotated as cinnamoyl-CoA reductase 1-like. Bases 102 to 1100 code for a protein of 332 amino acids. The transcript has 5 exons. NCBI's taxonomy places the organism in Eukaryota, Viridiplantae, Streptophyta, Magnoliopsida, Lamiales, Oleaceae. The record is from RefSeq and is a predicted model, not a curated record. Gene Ontology annotation, molecular function: oxidoreductase activity, acting on the CH-OH group of donors, NAD or NADP as acceptor.
CCAUCAUUUCGUUCCCAAUUCCCUUUCUUUAUUCUGGUCGUCCAUCAUACACACAUCAUCAUCACCAGCACCACCUCCAGCUGCCGCUGCAACACGCCACCAUGCCAUCAGUUUCCGGCAAAUUCGUCUGCGUCACCGGUGCCGGAGGCUUCAUCGCUUCAUGGCUCGUUAAACUCCUCCUCGAAAAGGGCUACACCGUUAGAGGCACUGUCCGAAAUCCAGAUGAUCCCAAGAAUUUCCAUUUGAGAGAACUUGAAGGAGCAAAUGAAAGAUUGAUUCUAUGCAAAGCUGAUCUCAAUGAUUACCAGAGUUUGGUAGAAGCCAUCAACGGCUGUGAUGGAGUUUUCCACACAGCGUCACCUGUCACAGAUGAUCCUGAACAAAUGGUGGUGCCGGCUGUGAAUGGCGCCAAAAAUGUGAUAACUGCAGCGGCGAAUGCCAAGGUCCGGCGAGUUGUUUUGACUUCAUCAAUUGGUGCUAUUUACAUGGAUCCUAAUAGAGACCCUGAAAAAGUUGUGGAUGAGACAUGUUGGAGUGAUCUUGAAUUUUGCAAGAAUACUAAGAAUUGGUAUUGCUAUGGGAAAGUUGUGUCUGAACAAGCAGCAUGUGAUUUGGCCAAGGAAUUGGGUUUGGAUUUGGUAGUGAUCAACCCAGUUUUGGUGCUCGGACCACUGCUUCAACCCUCUUUGAAUGCCAGUGUUCUUCACAUAAUGAAGUAUCUGACUGGAUCAGCAAAAACUUAUGCCAACUCUAUACAAGCCUAUGUGCAUGUUAAGGAUGUGGCAUUGGCUCAUAUUUUGCUCUUCGAGACCCCGUCAGCUUCUGGUCGUUAUCUCUGUGCCGAGAGUGUUCUUCAUCGUGGUGAGGUGGUCGAGAUUCUGACGAAGUUUUUUCCAGAGUAUCCGAUCCCUACCAAGUGCUCAGAUGAAAUAAACCCAAGAAAAAAGCCUUACAAAUUCUCAAACCAAAGGCUUAAGGAUUUGGGCCUGGACUUCAAACCAGUUAAGCAGGCUUUAUAUGACACUGUUAAAAGCCUGCAAGAAAAAGGCCAUCUUCAAGUCUCGCCCAAAAAUGAUGGGCCCAUUACCAUUCAGUCUUAGACUUUUGGGCCUUAGCCCAGCCCAUCAUUAUGAACCCCCAAGUUAAUGAGGGACCACUAGUGUGUUAAUAUUAAUGUUUUCUUUUUCUUUUUAAUAUUGAGGAAACUUACAUCAGUGACAUUUAAAAAUAAA